Molecule: messenger RNA, 1362 nt
Organism: Balaenoptera acutorostrata (minke whale)
Lineage: Eukaryota; Metazoa; Chordata; Mammalia; Artiodactyla; Balaenopteridae
Gene: SAP25
Product: Sin3A associated protein 25
Exons: 5
Coding region: 217-1287 (356 amino acids)
Biological process (GO): regulation of DNA-templated transcription
Cellular component (GO): nucleus; cytoplasm
Source: RefSeq, a predicted model, not a curated record
GCGCCGCUAGGGGGCGCUCGCGGGAUCCCGGCGGGACCGUGCGCCACGUGGCCCGGAAACGCGCUGGACGCCUGCGCCGCGAAGCCCUGCGAGGUGGGCCGCAAGCUGGGCGCGCAGGGCAGCGCGGGCCACUGAGGGAGGCUGCGCCCGAGUGGGAGCCAGGAGGGGCCCGGCGAGCGGCGCGGGGCCCUGACCUGCCCUCCCCCUGGACGCGGCAUGUUGCCCUGGACCCCCCGGCGGUGGGGCGCGGGCGAGGAGCAGGCGCCCGAGAAACAAGGCCCCUCGGCGGGCAGCGACCCCGGCCAGGCCUGGGACUCUGGAGAGGAAGCCCUGCGGGAGCCAAGAACAACCCCACAGGACAGGUGGCCUCUGCCGGCGGCACUUGGGCGAAACCCGACGGGGGCCCACAGUGUGAGAAGAUCUCAGUUGUCCCUAGCGAAGAAAGGUCCGCAGCCCUGGUCCCGAAGGCCUUCCUGGGCCCGGAAAGAGCAGCUGCUGCCUCGGCCGCCCCCAGGCCUGGCUGCCGAGCGGUACCCGGGAACCCCAGGUAGGUACAGGGUCUUGCCGUCUUUACCCCCAAGACCCUUUUACCGACUCCUGAGCCGAUUUCAAUCUCUUCAAGUCCAACCCCGCCCCCCAGUUCCCCUCUCCCCCGAGAUGACCUGGGAGGUGGCCCCGUCAAGGAUGACCCUGCUGGCGCCACGGAACCCCAACUGUGAGGCUAAACCGGGCCCUCGGCUGGUGUGGGGGCUCAGCUGUGAGUCAGGCACCUCGUUCUCAGGCCAGACCUUGCGCCAUCCCUCAUUCUGCCCUCUGUACGAGGCAGCCUCAGGCAGAGGCCUCAGGCCCAGUCUAGCAGGACAUCAGAGUGGAGAGCAGGCGCCCAGGGAUGCAGGGUUCCCGGUGAUGUGCUGUGAAGAUGUCUUUCUUUCUGACCCUCUGCUGCCCCGUGGGCAGCGUGCUCCCCUGUACGUGUCUCAGGCCUGUCAGCAGGUGAUGGGCUCUCUGAAGCUGCUGCUCCCACCCCCAGUCAUGUCCCCCAGGGUCCUCCCCACUCCAUCCUCUGGCUGCUCCACCGCCUGGCUCAGUGGGCCUGAGCUGAUCGCCCUCACUGGCCUCCUGCAGAUGAGCCAGGGGGAGCCAAGACCCAGCUCCCCGGGGGCUCCCAUGCCCCCUGCUGGCCCCCCAGACCCUGCCUCUGACCACCCAGGUGCCAGUGGUGGCCAGAGCUGUUCUCACUGCACGGACCCAUCUCUCCCACUGGCCCCAGACAGCCAAGGUCCAUAGCCCCUCUUGGGGAGAGUGGGCCCCCUACUUCCCCAGGCAGGUUCUGUUGACAAUAAAACAGUAUUGGUUUGCGAA